GUGGAGUAAACAAUCUAAUGAACCAGAAACUCAUCUCUGCUUUCUUGCAUCGCUUUCGCCCUGCUUCCCCUGUAUUUCCUCUCAUUUCACAACUUACACAGCAACAUGAACGAUAUGGAGAUUGAAGAUGUUCAGGUUGACCAGCCAAGGCAGUUAACCGAUAGACAAUUAGCCUCGUUGAUCUCCCUAUGGCGCCUCUCCCACUACAAGCAAGCGCCCUGGAGCACCUGGAGCAUUCUCUACAGCCAACGCCGUCCCCGGAGAUCAAGAGCUCCUAUGCUUUGCUUCGACACGCCUACUUACAAGUUGCUAAAACAGCAGCAGGAGGAGGACCUGCAGAAGAAACAGAUGCACCAACAUCAUAUCUGGAAGCAUGUCCAGGACCGAUUGACAGAGCAGAACGAAAUUUUGGAGCAGGAGAAGGUCCAGAAAAGCGCACAGGGCAAGAAGUCUAAGAACCAGCAGAAGAGAGCAUCAGGAGUAACGGUGUCGACAGACAUGGACACCUCAGGAUCCUCACCGGUCCUGUCACCGACCUCGUCUUCGUCUACAGUCACCUCGGACUCUGGAUCCCCCAAAAACACGACACCCAUAAAGCGGUCUAUUACAUGGAGGUUGCAGAACAAUACCGUCAAGAGAUUCGACAAGACAAGCCCCAUUACUUUGGUCUCGGUGCCUGCAGUCGACAAGCGUCCAGUGAAGAGCGCACUUAAAGUUAGGACAUCGCAGACGAUUCAAAAGACGACAGCGACCAAGACUACAACGACCACUACAACCACUACCACCAAAAGCAAUACCAAUACCAAGAAUGCCUCAGCAGCCGGUCUUGCACGCAAGCAUGCUGUCGAUUUCUUUUAGAGAGAGCAUGGGCAUUGAUGGAGAGUCGUUUAUGCCCGCGCACACACUAGCAUUUAUUUUUUUUUAAAUAAAAAAAAAA
This is a messenger RNA of Gamsiella multidivaricata, 937 nucleotides long. RefSeq lists its product as uncharacterized. The coding region runs from base 106 to 858 and encodes 250 amino acids. NCBI's taxonomy places the organism in Eukaryota, Fungi, Mortierellomycota, Mortierellomycetes, Mortierellales, Mortierellaceae. The record is from RefSeq and is a predicted model, not a curated record. The transcript has 4 exons.